AUGUCCGGUCAUGGCGAUCACCACGGCCACGGCCAUGACUUGGAACGGCCCCUGAUGGAUGGCCACAGCCAUGGGCACGACGAUCAUGGCCAUGGCCACGGCGACGACGGACAUGGCCACAGCCACUCUAGCCAUGGCCACGGUGACGAAGGACAUGGCCACAGCCACUCUGUGGAGACGUCAAAAUCCGACUAUCUCGAUGAUGAGCAGCGUCUGCAAAGAGCCGUGUUCUGGGCUCUGUCGUUUAUGCUGGUGGAGAUCAUCGGUGGGUUGAUGGCCAAUUCUUUGGCCGUCCUUACGGAUGCAGCACACAUGCUGUCCGAUGUCGGUGGCUUCAUCGUGUCGCUGGUUGCCUUACAGCUUUCCAGAAUGGAAGCAACGAAGGAGUACACGUUCGGCUACAAGCAGGCAGAAGUUCUGGGUGCGCUGUUGUCAGUGGCCCUUGUUUGGGCCCUUACAGCAGUGCUGCUGUCGGAGGCAUUGCCAAGAUUUUUCAGGCCGGAACCAGUCAACGGGAAACUGAUGUUUGUCGUUGCCACGAUCGGCUUGGUUGUGAACCUGGUAUUGAUGCAGGUGUUGGGGCACGGGCACUCGCACGAUGGUGGCCACGGGCAUUCCCAUGACGAUGACAGCGUUGCCGUGCAAGCCGCCCUGGCUCACGUCAUAGGCGACAUUGUUCAAUCGCUGGGGGUUUGCGUGGCAGCUUUGUGCAUCUGGUUGGAACCAUUCGAUAUUGGUUCGACUCCAACUGCAGCUGGACAGGUCAGCAACUGGAUUUAUGUGACCCGGCUGAAUCAUGCUGCUCUGCACAUUUGGUUGUGA
This is a messenger RNA of Symbiodinium necroappetens, 822 nucleotides long. Lineage: Eukaryota; Dinophyceae; Suessiales; Symbiodiniaceae. The record is from the annotation of a GenBank genome assembly.